AUGAUGUCCAUGUCAGACCAGCUCUCUCCCACAACACUGGGCACCGGCCUGCCACCGCAAGGCUUCGCGACCAGCCCGCCUGGCCAGCAACAGCGCGGAUUCAAGCGCUCUGCAUCCAGCGAGGACGAUGACUUCCAGAACGGCGACGCAGAUGGGUCACGCCCAGCUUCUGCGCGGCGCAACAUAGCAGUGAAGCGCGCAUGCAAUGAGUGUCGCCAGCAGAAACUCAAAUGCAACGUGCAGCGCGACCCGUUCGUGAGCUGCAACCGCUGCGUCAAGCAGAACCUUCGAUGCGUCAUCGAGCCCAACUUCAAGCGCGUGGGCAAACGCAACCGCAAUGCCGAGAUGGAGAAGGAAAUGGAGUCGCUGAGGGAAAGGCUGGCCAUGUACGAGGGCCGCACACCUAUGCCUGGUCAACCACUGGUCAACCAACCACAACCGCCCAUGGACCACCAGAACAACUUCGCCGCAACACCACUGCUUAAGGUCGAGGAUGAUGCAUUCCUACAGACACAGCACCAGCAGGUAGCAGCGACGUCACUGCUAGACCUGCGCAGCGGCCAGUCGCCCAUGUUCUACACACUGGGUGCAGGCGAAGUGCGAUUGGGACACGGCGAGGUCAACGAGCUGUUCACCGAGUACUUUCAGCUGUACCACCCAUUCUUACCAUUCCUCGACCAGGUGCGCUCGCCUGAGGAGUACUACAACCAUGACCACAAGCUGUUGUUCUGGGCCAUCGUCAGCGUUGCGGCACGGCGCUCAAGCAGUCGACCAACGCUGUUGAAGGACCUCGCAAAGCCCUUGACAGAUCUGAUUUGGGACUCGGUCCGGAACCAGCCGAACCAUCACGUUGUCAAGGCAUUGUGUCUGCUGUGCACAUGGCCAAUUCCGGCAGAACGCACCGUCACUGACCCCACGUACAUGCUGUGCGGUGUCAUGAUGCAAAUAGCAAUGCAGAUUGGCUUGCACCAGCCCACACACCCUCAAGACUUUUCGCGCACAAAGGUCAGGCUGCAGCAGGAAGACAUCCAUGACCGCUUGCGCACAUGGGCGGUUUGCAACACCGUAGCACAGACUGUCUCGACAGGGAACGGCCAGCCCUCGAUCACCCUCUACGAUUCGACAUUGGAGUUCAAGGUCGACGACGAGGACCACAUGCGCACGAUACCACCGACUCUGUUUGUUCGUUUGCGCCAGGAGAUGGCUGCCAGCCGCAUCAACAAGCUCUUGUACUCGGCCAACACGCACCGAUUCGCGGCCGAAGCUGCGACAACAUACAUGACAUUGGAAGCAGAUCGACUGAAGGAAGAGCGAGGGUCGUUAGAUGGAGUUGACAAUGAACUUGAAGAGCUUUACCAUUGUGCGGUGUGCUUACAUCUGCACCUCUACUCCUUCUUCAGCCCCGAGACUCGAUUGGAACGCCGCGAUGAUUUGGUCGCCCUCUACUACGCAGCCACAACUUACCUGGACCAGGUCUUCAAGCUUCAACAAGCCAGCAAGCUACCUUAUGUCCCAUACUACAUCAUGCAGAUGGCUCUCGCCGCCGGUUUCGCUCUCCUCAAACUUCUCAAUUCGGAUUUCGCUGGGAGGCUGCCGUCGAAGGGGCGCCAGUACGUGCUGCAGACAGUGGAGGCACUCAGGCGAUCCAAGGUCUGGCCAAACGAUCUUCUGGAUCGCUUCGCGGAGGUACUAGCGCAGCUGUGGAAGGAGAGCUCACGAGGACGCAGUCUGCACAGCAUGUCUCAGUCGCCAUCCGUCAGUAACUCUGGGAUUGCGAACAUGUUCAACAACUACCCCCAAUCCCAGCAAACCACACAGCAGCGGCGAGAAAGCACAGGCAUGCUCGAAGAUCCUCUAGGCCUCAUAGUUCGCAGCCGCAUGAGCAUGAGCGUAAUGUUUGACUGCGUGUGGCGCUGGCGUGAAGCACAGGUCAGUGGUGCAGCAGAACAACUCGACAACACCGUCGUUACGAACCCUACGAACCCAGAUUCCUCCAGCAGCUCAACACCUCCGCCAGGUACCAUCGUCGAAAACCCCGCGCAUACCAUGCCAAACUUCAAUCCACACCUGAACACCCUGAGCAUGCCACUAGCUCUACCCCAAGGCCUGGCGAGCGCCAACAGCUACGAAUUUUUCGACUCGGUGUCAUGGAUGCUGGAAGCGCAGACAGACUGGAACCAGUACGGGUCUGGAGGAUUCGGUACAGAUUUCAACGCUUAG
This is a messenger RNA of Macroventuria anomochaeta, 2220 nucleotides long. RefSeq names its product Zn(II)2Cys6 transcriptional activator. Gene Ontology annotation, cellular component: nucleus. Gene Ontology annotation, molecular function: zinc ion binding; DNA-binding transcription factor activity, RNA polymerase II-specific; transcription cis-regulatory region binding. Bases 1 to 2220 code for a protein of 739 amino acids. Gene Ontology annotation, biological process: DNA-templated transcription; regulation of DNA-templated transcription. The transcript has 4 exons. NCBI's taxonomy places the organism in Eukaryota, Fungi, Ascomycota, Dothideomycetes, Pleosporales, Didymellaceae. The record is from RefSeq and is a predicted model, not a curated record.